Megachile rotundata (alfalfa leafcutting bee) is the source of this 979-nucleotide messenger RNA. RefSeq names its product 2-aminoethanethiol dioxygenase. The record is from RefSeq and is a predicted model, not a curated record. Gene Ontology annotation, cellular component: mitochondrion. Lineage: Eukaryota; Metazoa; Arthropoda; Insecta; Hymenoptera; Megachilidae. Gene Ontology annotation, molecular function: oxidoreductase activity, acting on single donors with incorporation of molecular oxygen, incorporation of two atoms of oxygen.
GAGAAAAUAUUAUGAAGUACAUUUUAACAUAUAGCAAGAUGAAAAUAGUUUAAUACGCUUAACCUCUAAAUAUGUGAAACAACUUUUAAUUAUAUUGCGCAUUCUUAUUUAGUACAAUUUAUGAAAAAGCUUAGACACAAAAUUUGGGUGUAAUAAUUAAGUGGUGAAUUCAUGAAGAUUUUGUUGUAAAUUGUAAUAAGUAAACAUGACGGCGGCAAUAAAAACAUUGUGGAAACAAGCAUUAAAUACAUUUGAGGAACGAAGCAAUGCUGGGUUUAAACUUUGUCAACAAAAUUUUGACAAACUACGAUAUUUAAUGAAUAAAAUUACAGCUGAAGAUGUAAAUUUGAAUCAGCAGGUUCUUGAUUUUAUUCAAGUACAACAUGCACCAAUGUGGGUUAUUGACAUAUUUGAAAAUAAGGACUUUGCUAUUUCAAUUUUUAUAUUGAAACAUGGAUUUACAAUGCCAAUACAUGAUCACCCUGGAAUGUAUGGCUUUUUAAAGGUAAUUUCUGGGGAAGUUCAAGUGAAUAAUUAUACUUUGAAAACAAAUGAAGAUUAUACAAGUAAAGUGAAUAAGGAAGUAAUGGCAUUUAGACAUAAACCAAUAUCUUUACACAGUAAUUCUCCUGCUUGUACUCUUACACCACGGGACAGAAACUUACAUGAAAUUACCUGUAUUGAAGGGCCAGCUGCAUUUUUAGAUAUUCUCAGUCCACCUUAUGAUGUAGAUGAUUCAGGAAAAGGACCAAGACCAUGUACAUUUUUCAAAACUGUUGGUAGUUCUAAGUCGUGUACAGAUUUAUCAGAUAUAAUUGAAGAAGUUAAGUUAUUGGUUAUUGAAGGUCCACCAGAUUUCUAUUCUGGAAGCCUUAAAUACACAGGACCACCCUUAAUGUGACCUGAAUUAUUAAAAUAUAUUUAUAUUCUGUGUUUUAUUUGUUAAAUAAUUUUACAUUUUAUUGUAUUAAUUUGCACU